AUGAAACUUAUACGCUUACUUCACUUUACGGAUAUUCAUUUUCACUCUGUAUCUCUCGCUGGACACCUCCCCACCUGGAAGGAGCUUCUCGGUUAUGCAAACCUGUACAUUGCGGGGAGGAGGAAAGCCUUCGCUGCCCUCGAAGCUGCGAAAGCACUCUGUGAACUCGUACAAAGUCUAAACCCGGAUGUCGUUAUUUUUUCGAGUGAUCUUACGUCAACGGGUACCUGUGAAGAGUUCGCUACGGCAUACGAGCACUUAAGGCCGCUAAUUGAAAGUAGCAAUACUUUUGAGGCAGCGCAAGGUAAAAACAGAAGCACGGCGAGUGGUCCGUUUCUCAUCAUGGUGGCCGGAAACCAUGACGGUUAUACCCAGUGA
Cyanidioschyzon merolae strain 10D is the source of this 378-nucleotide messenger RNA. RefSeq lists its product as hypothetical. Bases 1 to 378 code for a protein of 125 amino acids. Gene Ontology annotation, molecular function: hydrolase activity. NCBI's taxonomy places the organism in Eukaryota, Rhodophyta, Bangiophyceae, Cyanidiales, Cyanidiaceae. The record is from RefSeq and is a predicted model, not a curated record. The transcript has a single exon.